AUGGCGUCACCGCGGCCAUCGCCUGCCUGGUGCUGCCUGCGGUGGCUCUCGGCCCUGCGAAGCGGCGAGCCCGCCGCGCCGCAUGGCCGCGAGGAGGCGGCGGAGGCUCCCGCCGCGGGGGUCAGCCCCGCCGCGGGCGCCCGGGAGGAGGUGAGACGCCACCUGGUCCAGGAGUUGUAUCGUGUGCGGCAUCAGCAUCCUGAACGGCGUGGCGGGCUGGAGAAGUCCCCAGCCGCGGGCCCCGCCGCGGACCCGGCGGGCCUCGACCUCCACUCCGGCAGGCUGGACGCCGCCGAGCAGGCCCGGGCCGCGCGGCUGGGCCGGGCACGCAGGGCCCAGGCGUCGGCGAUGCGAGUCCUGGUGCCCCUCGGCUGCCUGCUGGGCUUCCUCCUGGUGCUGUGCGUCGGCGGCGCCGCCCGCAGCAUCGACGCGGCGCGCACGGGGCUGACGGGGCAGCCGGCCGGCGAGGAGCAUGGUGUCGCGUGGCCCGAGGACGACAUGGCCGCCCCGCUUCCGCAGCGUAGUCGCCUGCACGCUAUCUCGGACUCGCUCUCUGCCGUCACCAGCUGCGUAGGCCACAUCCCGCGGUGGGUGCACCGCCUUGCCCGGCUCGGGGCCCGCGUCGACGGCGCCCUGCAGCUCGCCCGCGUGCCCCGGCGCGGGUCCCCCGACGCGGUGGAGGCGGAGCCGCUGCUGCAGGACGGGGCCGCCCGCGUGCGCGCGCGCUGUCCGGCGCGCGCCGUCCUGGGCGUCCUCGGGCGGCCGCGGCAAGCGGGUGGCCAGCCCCCGUCGGCCUGUCGCGACGCCGUUCUCCUCGCGCAUCUGCCGCGCGCCCGCUCCACGAGCGCGGCCCGCCGGCCGGACGAGCGCCGGGGGCUGCUCGCCGCGGGCGCGGGCUGA
Molecule: messenger RNA, 900 nt
Organism: Prorocentrum cordatum
Lineage: Eukaryota; Dinophyceae; Prorocentrales; Prorocentraceae
Source: the annotation of a GenBank genome assembly